CGGUGGCGGCGCCCGAAGGGCGGAGGAGGAACCGCCACCGCCCCUGCAAGCAGUUCUGGUGGCGGAUAGCUUCGACCGCCGCUUCUUUCCUAUCUCCAAGGACCAGCCUCGGGUCCUCUUGCCGCUGGCCAACGUAGCACUAAUUGACUACACUUUGGAAUUUCUCACUGCCACAGGUGUACAGGAAACCUUUGUGUUUUGUUGCUGGAAGGCUGCUCAAAUCAAGGAACAUAUACUGAAGUCAAAGUGGUGCCGCCCUACGUCCCUCAAUGUAGUUCGAAUAAUUACGUCAGAGCUAUAUCGAUCCCUGGGGGAUGUUCUCCGUGAUGUUGAUGCCAAGGCCUUGGUGCGCUCUGACUUCCUUCUGGUAUAUGGGGAUGUCAUCUCAAACAUCAAUAUUACCAGAGCCUUGGAGGAGCACAGGUUGAGGCGAAAGCUAGAAAAAAAUGUAUCUGUGAUGACAAUGAUCUUCAAAGAGUCAUCCCCCAGUCACCCAACUCGUUGCCGUGAGGACAAUGUGGUAGUGGCUAUGGAUAGUGCCACAAACCGGGUUCUCCAUUUUCAGAAGACCCAAGGCCUUCGACGUUUUUCUUUUCCUCUGAGCUUGUUCCAGGGCAGUGGAGAUGGAGUGGAGAUUCGCUAUGAUUUACUGGAUUGUCAUAUCAGCAUCUGCUCUCCUCAGGUGGCUCAACUCUUCACAGACAACUUUGACUACCAAACUCGGGACGACUUUGUGCGAGGCCUGUUAGUGAAUGAGGAGAUUCUAGGGAACCAGAUCCACAUGCAUGUGACAACUAGGGAAUAUGGUGCCCGGGUCUCCAACCUACACAUGUAUGCAGCUGUCUGCGCUGAUGUCAUCCGCCGAUGGGUCUACCCUCUCACCCCAGAGGCAAACUUCACUGACAACACAGCCCAGAACUGCACUCAUUCCCGGCACAACAUCUACCGAGGGCCUGAGGUCAGCCUGGGCCAUGGCAGCAUCCUGGAGGAAAAUGUACUCCUGGGCUCUGGCACUGUCAUUGGCAGCAAUUGCUUCAUCACCAACAGUGUCAUUGGCCCUGGCUGUCACAUUGGUGAUAAUGUGAUACUGGACCAGGCCUACCUGUGGCAGGGUGUUCGAGUGGCUGCUGGAGCACAGAUCUAUCAGUCCCUGCUUUGUGACAAUGCUGAGGUCAAGAAACAAGUUACACUGAACCCACACUGUGUCCUCACUUCCCAGGUGGUAGUGGGCCCAGACAUCAUACUGCCUGAGGGCUCGGUGAUCUCUUUGCACCCUCCAGAUGCAGAGGAAGAUGAGGAUGAUAGCCAGUUCAGUGAUGAUUCUGGGGCUGACCAAGAAAAGGAGAAAAUGAAGCUGAAAGGUUAUAAUCCAAAAGAAGUCGGAGUUGCAGGGCAGGGCUACCUCUGGAAACCUGCAGACAUGAACAUGGAAGAAGGGGAGGAACUACGGCAAAAUUUGUGGGGACUCAUAAUCAACACGGAAGAAGAGAGUGAAACUGAAAGUGAGCGAAGUAUGGAUUCAGAGGAGAUAGAUAGCCGGGCAGGCUCCCCACAGAUGGAUGACAUCAAAGUGUUCCAGAAUGAAGUCCUGGGAACACUACAGCGGGGCAAGGAGGAGAACAUUUCUUGUGACAAUCUAGUCCUAGAGAUCAACUCUCUCAAGUACGCCUACAACAUAAGCCUAAAGGAAGUGAUGCAGGUACUGAGCCACGUGGUCCUGGAGUUCCCCCUGCAACAAAUGGAUUCCCCUCUGGACCCAAACCGCUACUGUGCCCUCCUGCUUCCCCUGCUCAAGGCCUGGAGCCCUGUUUAUAGGAACUACAUAAAGCGUGCAGCUGAUCAUUUGGAGGCACUGGCAGCCAUUGAGGACUUCUUCCUGGAGCAUGAAGCUCUUGGUACUUCCAUGGCCAAGGUACUGAUGGCUUUUUACCAGCUGGAGAUCCUGGCUGAGGAAACAAUCCUGAGCUGGUACAACCAAAAGGAUAUAACUGACAAGGGCCGGCAGUUGCGCAAGAACCACCAGCUGCAGAGGUUCAUCCAGUGGUUACAAGAGGCAGAAGAGGAGUCAUCUGAAGAUGACUGAAGUCACACUGCCUGCUCCUGUGGGGGUGGUUGAAGGCCCUCCUGGCCUCUGGGCCAGGGCAAGUGAGAGGCUAGUUUCAGAAUAUAAGUGACCACCAAACUGACUGAUACUUAAAGGAGCAGAGGCAUGAACUACAAUAUUCUUCCCACUGCCAGCAGCCAUGUGCCUCACAUCCUGACUGGAGAGUUGGGAUGAGGGAAAUUGGGCUAGAACAAAGCUCUGCCUAAGGAGGAGCUAAGCAAGCCCUAUAUUUAGAGGAAGGCCAGAGGCACAGCUUUGUGCUUUGGCUUUCCCUCAGGAAACAGCAGAGAGCAGCUGGCCCUCUCUGUUGCUUGUAUUUGUUAAUAUUAAAAAAGAGAAAAUGAAUAUAUUUGGUUUCUAUCCAACUCUGACUGAUCAGCUAUUGAAGUAGGUGACCAAAGAGUUCUGAACCUUUGACAUGACAAAUAGCCUUUCCUUAAUACCUGGGGGAGCGGGUGAAAACGGGUUUAUGGCCACUAGGUGGUACUGUGGUGCCUUGAUAAUUGACCGUUUCCAUGGCUCAAGGGUUAUGGAGGACCUAGUUUCUUUUCUAGCCUCUGUGGUCCUUGAGUAGUAUGCCUGAGCCUGUUUCCAGAGAGCGUCCCAGUCCAAGCUCUUUUCUGCCAGAGAGUGAUGAUGCCAAGCAUGUGUAGAGUCCAUUAACCACCUGCCAGUCCCUCAUGCUUUGUCCAGUUGAUCCAGUACUACUGUCAGGGGAGCUGGGCUACGCUUCAUCGUAAGGAAAUUUGCUCAAGGUCUCUUUACUCUUGAGGGCUAAAGCUAAGGAUUUGAGCCUCAUAAUCUAAAAUUCUUUCUGCUUCAGCAGAUUUAGUGUCUAAGUGAAGGGAAAUUGCCCACAGAGGCUAAUAUAACCCCAAGCCAGCAUGGGUAUCUUGAAAACAGGAAGAUCUUGCAAAAUAGGUUUUCCCCUAAUAUUGAGAGUGUUUACUAUAUAAUAGGCAUUUUGCUAAAAACUUUUCAUGUGUUACUUUAGUUAACCUUUCACCUCAGCCCUGUGAUGUAGCCUUAUCCCCAUUUUCAGAUGAGCCUUAAGUUCAGAGAGGUCCUGUAACUGGAAGAGCCAGGAUUUGUUACUGGACUUGAACUGGAGUUUGUCACUGCUGUACUGUCUCCUUUAACCUCAAUCAUGUGCCCUUCUAUCUCAUCAUUUUGAGCUCUUUGUUGCCCUCAUAUAACUAUUGACACUUAAAUUGUGGCAAAUGUUACUGGUAACAAGUGGCCCUCCUGGAAAUUACAGGUAAAACGGUUGCCUCCCACCCUACCCAGUUUGUCUCAGUGGUUAGAUUGUCAGCCCAUGGACUGAAAGAUCCCAGUUUCGAUUCCAGUCAAGGGC
This is a messenger RNA of Miniopterus natalensis, 3458 nucleotides long. It is a transcript of the gene EIF2B5, whose product is annotated as eukaryotic translation initiation factor 2B subunit epsilon. Gene Ontology annotation, molecular function: guanyl-nucleotide exchange factor activity; translation initiation factor activity; translation initiation factor binding. The record is from RefSeq and is a predicted model, not a curated record. NCBI's taxonomy places the organism in Eukaryota, Metazoa, Chordata, Mammalia, Chiroptera, Miniopteridae. Gene Ontology annotation, cellular component: eukaryotic translation initiation factor 2B complex.